AUGGAUUUGGAGGAAGAAGUGAGAAUUCAGAUAAGAGAACUAGUGGACAUUCAGACAAGAAUGGAAGCUGAAGAAGAAAAAAAUCGAACAAGGCAGAGGAAUAUCGUGAAGAGUGAAUUCAAGCAAUUCGAUACCAUCAAAGACGAAUUCUUUACCGAUCAUCACUAUUAUUAUGAUCACCAAAAGAAUUUGAAUCACCAAACAAUUGAAAGUAUAUCUCGUGAAUGUGACAUCUUAAAACAGGGACUCCCCGAUUGCAUCUUUGUUAGGGCCAACAAGGUAAAACCAGAUCUCUUGCGAGCAGUGAUCAUCGGACCUGAAGGUACUCCUCACCACGAUGGUCUCUUCUUUUAUGAUAUUUACUUACCUUCCAAGUUUCCCGAUGAAUCUCCCAAAAUUCGUUCUUUUCAUGCCGGUGGGUGGGAUGAAUGUAAUAUUCCAAGUCCAUGUCCUUGGAGUCCUUCCACAUCCACAAUUCUAGAAUCUUUAAGAUCUAUACGUAGAUAUCAAAUCUUUAGAGCAAAUUUUAUUCACAUAAAUGAGAUGGCAACUUUGUUGGAUAAUGAAUUAGCUUAUAAGUUCAAUUGGAGUACAAUGGUUGAUGUACUUAAUAAGCCUCCUAGGUAUUUUGAAAAUUUUGUUGCUCGUCAUUUUCAUGAUCGUGCCGAAAAGAUUUUAACAACUUGUAAGGCAUAUAUUCAUAAGAGAGUCAACACGGUUGAUCAUCCCGUUAUUAGGGUUCCAUGGCAAGACGAAUUUAAUGUAAUGGAGAAGCACUAUAACAAGCUUGUGGAUGCGUUUCAAAAGAACGGAUCUUCUGUGGCUGAUUUGUCUAAGCUUGGAAUCGAGUUUCAUGGUGAGUCAUCUUGGGGUACGGGUAUGCAGUUAGCUGGAUGGGCGGCAGUAAUUAUUGUCACCUUAGGCGCAUUGCCUGUUGCGUGUUAUAUUAUAACCAAGAUCUAG
Messenger RNA from Papaver somniferum (opium poppy), 963 nucleotides. RefSeq names its product putative ubiquitin-conjugating enzyme E2 38. Gene Ontology annotation, molecular function: ubiquitin conjugating enzyme activity. The transcript has a single exon. Bases 1 to 963 code for a protein of 320 amino acids. The record is from RefSeq and is a predicted model, not a curated record. Lineage: Eukaryota; Viridiplantae; Streptophyta; Magnoliopsida; Ranunculales; Papaveraceae.